AUCUUAUCGACAGUAUCUCAAACAAUUUAAUCAUCAGAAUAUGAAAAUUCAAUGUUCUUUAGCUACGAAUGUAUAUUUACGUUCAAUAAUUGAUUUGACGACAGCAUAUUAUUUCAAAUGUGAUUAUUCCGAAAUUAUUGAUAAUCUUGAUCGUUCUGUAUAAUGUUCAAUAUAUUUAUGAAUCAUUGUUUUACUCGAAAAAGUCAACUAACCUCACUGAUAAAAAUAUCACGUGUAAAUUUACAAAUUCGUUAUAAAUCCGCAAACCCAAAAAUGGUUUUAAAUAGCGGUGAAGCAUUUUUAUAUCAUGAAAAUGGAGCAGAAACAUUUGAUUUUAUGUUUCGCUUUGAAUAUCCUACUUUAAAUGUGAAUCGUCAAUUUAACUUUUCAAGAAACAUAAGUGAAAGAGUUGAUGCAUUUCUCAAUAGAAUCAAUUGCAAUGUUACUAAAAUUAUAAUUAGAAAGAGAAAGAAAUAUAGUGAAGAAGUGGAUGAAGUUAUAAAAAAAAAUAUAUGCUUAUACAAAAACGAUAUUAAAGUCAAUGGUGAUACUUUAUGUGAAACAAUUUUAGAAGAUGUAAAUAAUCUAAAAUUAGUAAUUUUUGAUACUACAUUUGUUAUAAAGAAAAAUAUGCCGAUUGUUAAUGUUAUAACAUUACCAUCAUCAUUAUUAUGUGGCUUUCCAUUAUAUCCUAAUAAAUUUGAAUCAUUGUAUACUAAUAAAAAGUUAUCUAUUUUUAAAUGGUACAAAAACGAUAUAAACGAUCCUAAAAAAAUUUGGUUGCACAUUGGAGAUGGAUAUUUGUAUACACCAAAUGCAUCUGAUAUUGGUUAUAGAUUAAAGUUAAAUUGUACUCCACAAAAUGAGAGAGAAAGUGGACCUUCCAUUGAAGUGGAAUCUAAGAAAGUUGUAGAAGCAGGUCCAGGAAAUUGCCCAUUUGAUACUCGUCAUAUGUUUACAAAAUUUAAGUUAACAGGCAAGAGUUUUAGAGUUACAUCAUAUAAUAUAUUAGCUAAUGUAUAUGCCAGUACCAGUUACAGUAAAGAAAAUUUAUUUCCAUAUUGUCCAGAAUAUGCUUUAGAGAUAGAUUAUCGAAAACAACUUAUACUGAAAGAAUUAAUAGGAUUUAACUCAGAUAUAAUUUGUCUUCAAGAAGUAGAUAAUAAGAUUUAUGACAAUGAUCUUAUGCCAACUUUAUCUUUACUACAAUAUAAAAGUAUGUUCAAUACAAAGAAUGAAUCAUCAGAGGGUCUUGCAAUAUUUUUUAAUGAAGAAAGAUUUGAACAACUGAGUUUUGAUUGUACUGUUAUAGGGCAUAAUACUGAAAUGCCUAAAUUUGCACUUAUUUGGUCAAAAAUACAGAAUGAAAAAGUAAAGAAACGGUUUUUACAGAGAAAUACAACUGCACAGGUAAUUGCACUGCGAUCAAGAGAAAGACCAUUAGAUGUUUUAGUUAUUGCUAAUACACAUUUAUAUUUCCAUCCUGAUGCAGAUCAUAUACGUUUGUUACAAGCAUAUUAUAUUUUAUUGUAUAUAGAAAAUCUCAUAGAAAAGAUAAAACAAGAGCACCCUCAAAGCAAUGUUAGCAUUUUGUUAUGUGGUGACUUUAACAGUGUACCUGAAUGCGGUAUUUAUCAAUUAAUGACUGAAAACUAUAUACCUGAAAAUUAUAAGGAUUGGAGCAGCAAUUUGGAAGAAACUGUGAAGGGUGUAUCUUUAACUUACAAUGUUCGUUUUGCAAGUGCAUGUGGAACACCAAUAUAUACAAAUUACACACCAGAAUUUUCAGGCUGUUUAGAUUAUAUAUUUUAUGAAAAAAAUAAACUUGAAGUAGAGCAAGUAAUUCCAAUGCCUAAUGACGAAGAACUUGCUUUAUAUGUUGGUUUACCUUCUAUAGUACUUCCAAGUGAUCAUAUAUCACUGUGUGCUGAUUUAAAAUGGAUCACAUAAUAAAUGAUACAAUGAAUGAUUUAUGUAAUAAAUAUGAUUCCAUUUGUACAUAAAUACUAAAGAUAAAAUAAAAAAAAGAAAGUAUAUUA
Molecule: messenger RNA, 2039 nt
Organism: Vespula pensylvanica (western yellowjacket)
Lineage: Eukaryota; Metazoa; Arthropoda; Insecta; Hymenoptera; Vespidae
Product: 2',5'-phosphodiesterase 12
Exons: 6
Coding region: 163-1950 (595 amino acids)
Biological process (GO): nuclear-transcribed mRNA catabolic process, deadenylation-dependent decay
Cellular component (GO): mitochondrion
Molecular function (GO): 3'-5'-RNA exonuclease activity
Source: RefSeq, a predicted model, not a curated record